AUUCCUACCGUUUGUACCUCGCCAGUUGCCGUAUUCAUUGAGAAAAACAUGGCUACCCACAGAAGAAUGGCAUUUUUGUGUUUAGCUCGAAUAAAUGUUCUUGGCCUACAGAAAUCGGUUAACAGAGUCGCAUAUGCGACGGCUUUGUCUGUAAAAUCUUCUACUGGAAAUAAACGUCUUCCAGAUAGAAGCAGUAGGAAAUCCAUGGGUAGAAAGAGAGAUGUAGAGGAGCCCAGGACACAAAAGAUGCCAGUGGAUCAGGACUGGACUGCAGUUUAUCCAGCUGCAGCACCCUUCAAAGCAAAUGCAGUCCCUCUACCAGUUAGGAUGGGCUACCCUACGAAGGGAGGUGUUCCGCCAGAGAAAAGGGGCAACUUGGAGCUGAUCAAGAUACCAAACUUUCUGCAUUUGACACCGGCAGCCAUCAAGAAACACUGUGAAGCUCUGAAACCAUUCUGUACAGAAUGGCCCUCUGCCUUGGACACUGAUGCCAAAUGUGACGAACACUUCCCCAUCAAAGUCGAAAGCACAGACUACGUGUCUGCUGGCCCAUCUCUCAGAAACCCUUUAGCUCGUAUUGUUCACCUCAAAGUAAAGCUGUCCAGUUUGAAUUUGGAUGACCAUGCACGCAAGAAAAUGCUCAAACUUGUUGGGGAGAGAUACUGCAAAGAUACCGAUGUCCUCACCAUCACAACUAACAGCUGCCCACUGAGAAAGCAGAAUCAUGACUAUGCCAUGUACCUACUAACUGUCCUUUACCACGAGUCCUGGAAAACAGAACCCUGGGAGGCUGAGAAGACCGUGGCAGACAUGGAGGAGUACAGCUGGGAGGACAGCCCAUCCCAAAAGAAUCUUUUAGAUAUGCUAUUACGCAUGAAAGUGGCCGGGGAAGGAGAAGGCGAGGAAAUGCAAGAGCAGCUGCUGAGAAGAAGUGAGGUGCAGGAGUAUAAGAACUCGGUCGUAAGGUUGAAGAACGAAGGGGACAGUGAGAGCGCCAUGCUGCAGUACAAAGAGGCCGUCAAGAAAAUACUCAACCUGUAAUACAGCUCAAUGAACAAAUGUAAUUACAUGAAGGCGGUCACCGACAGCAGUAGGGAUCUGUAGCAGGUUCUACUAAAUAUUUUUAAAUGCAGUUUGGGUUUCAUCUACCUACCAGUAACACAAGAGUUUACUGUAGAUCGUUACUGCUCCAGUAUACAUCAGUCUAUUACAGCCUCGUGGGUCUCAGAUAAUGCAUUUAUUUUCCAAAAUA
Molecule: messenger RNA, 1252 nt
Organism: Monopterus albus (swamp eel)
Lineage: Eukaryota; Metazoa; Chordata; Actinopteri; Synbranchiformes; Synbranchidae
Gene: mrps35
Product: mitochondrial ribosomal protein S35
Exons: 8
Coding region: 49-1041 (330 amino acids)
Biological process (GO): mitochondrial translation
Cellular component (GO): mitochondrial small ribosomal subunit
Molecular function (GO): structural constituent of ribosome
Source: RefSeq, a predicted model, not a curated record